UGAGAGCGACGCUGGGAAAUCCAAAACAGAACAGCCGAUAGAUAACAACAGAGCGAAAAGCGAGAGAACUUUUACUGAAACAACGCAGCAAUGUCAGUAAACGACCAUUGUCGUUUGUGCAAAGAAAAUCUGCGAAUAAAAGUCUACAUUGCGAACAGCAAAAAAAUAUUUCAGAAUGACGCCAACGAAAAAAGCAUCUACGAACGUCUGACAGAACUUGGAUUGAAAUUGGUGAACGUUCCGGAGAGACCGUGUCGAAUAUGCUUACGGUGCUUUCGCUUGAUAGGGAAACUCGAACACACCCUGGCCACUUUUAAAAGAUGGCAAAAAGCUGAAGAGGAACCCAGUUCUGAACAGUCUUCGACGACAGCGACAUCAGAGAGUGCAAAGAUGUCUGUCGCACAUAAACAGGACAGGGUGCUGACUCCAUCGAAAUGGUGUCCCCAUCGUCCAACAUCUCCCCCAGCUCUUAAACUACCGAGGCCAACAAGUGAAACUAGAGCACGACAAAGUGUUACUGAGGUGAUUGUCUAUUAUCCCUCCAAGCCAAAGGGUGAGAGGAUAACCUGUCAAGAAGACCACACCGCAAGCAUAGUGGAAGCUAUAGCAAGGAACAACUGGAAUGGGGCUGCCAAACAGAUCACAAGACACAAAGAAUUAAUUGGGCCGAUCGGUGAAAACAUCCUGGGCAUCAUAGAGGACGAGUGCCAGAAGAUAUGCAGUCCCUUCUCUGAUUUCAUGCUGUCCAAAUCAUCACCUGAAGAUUUGAAGGCAUUUUCCUUGGAAAGACUGCAAGCUGAUCUUCAGCGUGUGUCGCCGUUUUUGUUUUCAAUCUUUUUGUGCAUCACUAAACACUCCGCUAACAUUGCUUGUGCUGCAGCAGCUGUAGCUUUAAGAGGCAGACAACCCCGUUUGACUGCCUUCGCAUACUAUGUGAAUAGUGUCCUACAGUAUUCUGGGGUGAAGAAGGCAGCCUUCAAAAAGCUUUGCAAAUUAGGCAUAACCACUUCAUACUCCAAUGCUAUUAGAAAACAAACGGAACUGGCAAAUACAUGCGGAGAGGAUUUUCAAGGACUAAAAGUAGCCGAUGACAUAUUCCUCAAGGAACAUGAAGACACAGGCACAGCCAAUGGUGGAUCUGUUCCAGGGAGUGAGAAUAAAGAUGCUGAAGGAGCUACCACAUCAAGUAAAGAACAUGAAGACACAGGCACAGCCAAUGGUGGAUCUGUUCCAGGGAGUGAGAAUAAAGAUGCUGAAGGAGCUACCACAUCAAGUAAAGAACAUGAAGACACAGGCACAGCCAAUGGUGGAUCUGUUCCAGGGAGUGAGAAUAAAGAUGCUGAAGGAGCUACCACAGCAAGUGAAGAACAUGAAGACACAGGCACAGCCAAUGGUGGAUCUGUUCCAGGGAGUGAGAAUAAAGAUGCUGAAGGAGCUACCACAUCAAGUAAACAUCCUACACAUUUUGAUGCCCCCCCUGACCCAGGAUCAUACCUACAGGGUGGAUCCUAUAAAUGCCCCUGCUGCAAGUACACUUGCAAGCAUUUGUACCAGAUGCAGUACCACAUGGAUAAUCACAUGAAGCUUGCAGCGCAGCAUAAAGGACUCUUCAUCUGCAAAUGCAGCAAAGCUUGUAGGAAGGUGUCACAUUUUCAUUGUCUUCAUUGUAACGCCACAAUAAUUAGAAAGGAUCAGCUCGAACCACAUUUAAGUGGUCAUCUGUCUCCGCUCUCCACUGCUGGCCCUGUCCUGCAGCCUCCAGCCUCCACUGCUGGCCCUGUAGGGGGCGUCGACUUACAGAUGAAUGAGAGACUUACAACAGAUGACCACCCUGUCAAUUGUGUUGAAAUACCUGCCCAAACAAAGGGAGAUCUCUGUGAAAGUCCCCCAGCAAAACGCAAACUGGUUGAUGCCGAAUUUCUCAUGGAGUGCGUAGAGGAAGAAUUGGAACCAUGGCAACAGAUACUCAUGGAGAACAACCCUGAAAGUGAUGGGUCAUCGAAGAGAAUCAGAACUGCAAAGAAAGCUACCGGAAAGCCUGCAGUGGUGACUCGACUCCUUGCCCCUGCUCCUGCCCCAGCUCCACUGGCAUCCAGUCACAUGGUGAUCUCAGGCCAGGCUUUAUCUGGCAACAUCAGCAGCAAAGACACUGUGGUGCCAUUGUUCACCAACACAUCAUCUGUCCUGACCCCCAUGGCUUCAGUACCGGUCACAGCUCUGCCUUCAGGUUUCCUGCUGGUACUUCCUGUUACAUCCUCAAACUGAAACCACUUGAGCUAGGUAGUUUUCAUUCUCAGACCAGACUGACUUUCCUGUCCACAAGUACUGCAGGCGGGGACACGGCUAAAGAUGAAACCGUUGACGAACAACUGCAAGCAUGGACAGGAUGGACACAAUACCCUGAUGCAUGUUAAAGCAUUGUGGGAAAGAAGCAGGCCAAGGUAAUGGACAUCAGUCACAACAGCGCCACCUGAAGACGGAGAAGUACAUCACUGUUGGGAAAACAGACUACGGACACUCUCUUUUGAAACUCAGAUAAUGAUGUCAAGAAAAUAAAGAGACAUCUUUCUGAAAGAUAUUGAGGAGAUAGAUAUGUUCAAUAAAAGUGAUAGUUAUUUUCUUAAUGUA
Sardina pilchardus (European sardine) is the source of this 2628-nucleotide messenger RNA. RefSeq lists its product as uncharacterized. The transcript has 11 exons. The record is from RefSeq and is a predicted model, not a curated record. Bases 91 to 2265 code for a protein of 724 amino acids. Lineage: Eukaryota; Metazoa; Chordata; Actinopteri; Clupeiformes; Clupeidae.